ACCGUCAGCCCGGCACGCUCCGAGGGAAACUGACAGCUAUGUCUGCGUCCGUGGCGCGUGACACCGACGUUAAAAAGAAGCACGUCCGUUUCGCCAGCAUGGAGGAAGACGACGAAAACGAUGACCAGGAGGAGGACACCCUGUUUGACAAGAGGAAGGACGCCGGGCGAGAACUGAAGAGUGCGCUGAAGGCGGGCAAGAAGGCGAAGAGACAGGAAUUCGACGGCCGGGUGGAGGUGGCCGGCGGGGGAAGGAUUGGACGAGCAGCGUGCGGCGGCUGGAUGGUGACGCUGGUGCUCUGUGGAUCCUUUCUGGGCUUGGGGAUGAGUAUCUCAGUUCUUGGCCCCACAUUGGAAGACCUGGCUGUGAACGUGAACCAGGACAUCAGCAACAUCUCCUACAUCUUUGUUGGCCGCUCUGGAGGCUACAUCGGCGGAUCCUUUUUAGGAGGCAUUCUCUUUGACUGCAUGAACCCCCAUCUCCUACUAGGUUUGUCCAUGCUGCUCACAGCAUUUGGAAUGUGUGCUAUCCCAUACUGUAGGCAGGCUGUACUCCUCACUGUGUUCAUGUCCAGCAUUGGGAUAUCUAUGGGUGUUCUGGAUACAGGUGGAAACGUGCUCAUCCUGAACACGUGGGGUGAGCAGGCGGGCCCUCACUUGCAAGCGCUGCACUUCAGCUUUGCUGCUGGGGCCUUUGUGUCUCCCAUCAUAGCCAAGCUGGUGUUUGGGACUGACAGGAAAGGCACUGGGGAAAUGGCACCAACGACUGUCACGCCUUCCACAGACCAGGUGACCAGAACCCCCAAAACUCUCGGAGUCCCGAGCAACACCCUCACCUCCACGUGGGCCUACAUCGUGAUCGGCGCUUUUGUCUUUCUCAUGUCCUUCCUCUUCUUCAUCCUCUAUUCUCGGCGCAGCACAUCACAUGACAAAGCCCGCACGGCCUCAGCAAAACCACUGGUGGCUAAAUAUCACACAGCUAUUGUAGCCCUCCUCUUCUUCUUCUUCUUGGCCUACGUAGGUGCUGAAGUAGCAUACGGCUCCUUUAUCUUUACCUUUGCUAAGGACUACGUCCACAUGCCUCAGGCAGAGGCAGCCGGGCUGAACUCAGUGUUCUGGGGGACGUUUGCAGCGUGCCGUGGGUUGGCCAUCUUCUUUGCAGCCUGCGUUUACCCGGGCACCAUGAUCCUGGUCAGCCUGGUGAUCACCACCAUCUCCUCUCUGCUUCUCUGCCUCUUCAGCAAGAAUUUAGUCACCAUAUGGCUCUGCACUGCCAUCUACGGGGCAUCCAUGGCCACCAUAUUUCCAAGUGGCAUCUCCUGGUUGGAGCAGUACACCACAGUGACGGCCCACACGGCAGCAGUUUUUGUGGUGGGAGCAGGGCUGGGUGAGAUGGUGCUGCCAGCACUCGUGGGCUUCCUGUAUGGGAAGUUCCCGGACCACCCGCUGCUCAUGUACCUGUCACUCAUCACCGCCACCUUCACCUCCAUCCUCUUCCCAGUAAUUUACAAGCUGGCCUCGGCGCCCACCAGCCAAAGCAGGAAACCCUGCAGCAGGGGCCACCGAGACACAGAAGACAGCGAAUACCGACAGGCACUGCUGGACUCAGGAGCCAAUGAGGAGGAGGAUGAGGAGCAGCAGGAGAAUGAGGCUGACCAGUGGAACGAUGCAGACUUUGAGGUCAUUGAAAUGGAUGAUACAUCGAAUCUUAUGAAUUCACCCAGCAAGAUGUCUUCUCCUCCCGAUGUCACGUCUCUAACAGGCAGCCCCACAGCCCCCAACACACAGCUGACAGAGCCCGCAGGUGGGGCUGCUUUCUCAGAGACCAUCUCGUUGGUAGGAGACUCACCAAGAGGCACGCUGCUGCUCUCUCUGGACCGAGAGAAGAGAGACUGAGAAUGUCAGCUCAGUGCUGUAGAUCUCGAUGAGAUGUACCUAAACAUGUCUGUCCUCGUUUGUUGUCUAUGACCUGGAAACUCCAAUAUAGUUACUGUUUGCUCUCCAGAGAAGGAAACACAAGGUACCGUCUAAGCCAUGCAGCUUAUAAAGCAUGCACACCCACCAUCAGCUCAGUUCAGUGUAUCUUUAAAAAGUGUUGAACUGCUGCCAUUUUGUUAUAAAUGUUUUAACAUUGUAUUUAUUUUUAUUGUACCCUGAUCCCUUCCACUGUUAGGUGAAAGGUAAGGCUAGGCUGGUGAACAGGAGUCCCAGUGCUAGUGAGAAAUUGGGAUGCACCAAUCCAGUACAUGGAUCCGAUAUCCAUCUUAUCCUGACUCGGCUAAAGGUUACGGCAGGUUGAACGGUUCACGCCACUCAAUCAGCAGAAUUACAAGCAGGAGAGCGCAGCGUGGAGGAAGCUAACAGACCAAACAGCAGCUUACAAGUUUUUAUACUUCUUAUGGUUUGAAUGUUGCCUCAGUCUUAAGGUGGUUGUUGUCGUGCUUCAUUUUAUUUAUCUUUGUCAUUAUUUUAAUAAAUACUAAUUCAGUAAA
Messenger RNA from Archocentrus centrarchus (flier cichlid), 2491 nucleotides. It is a transcript of the gene slc60a2b, whose product is annotated as major facilitator superfamily domain containing 4B. The transcript has 4 exons. The coding region runs from base 39 to 1895 and encodes 618 amino acids. The record is from RefSeq and is a predicted model, not a curated record. NCBI's taxonomy places the organism in Eukaryota, Metazoa, Chordata, Actinopteri, Cichliformes, Cichlidae. Gene Ontology annotation, molecular function: D-glucose transmembrane transporter activity.